Molecule: messenger RNA, 1677 nt
Organism: Drechmeria coniospora
Lineage: Eukaryota; Fungi; Ascomycota; Sordariomycetes; Hypocreales; Ophiocordycipitaceae
Exons: 7
Coding region: 1-1677 (558 amino acids)
Biological process (GO): regulation of DNA-templated transcription; chromatin organization
Cellular component (GO): NuA4 histone acetyltransferase complex; nucleus; Rpd3S complex
Source: RefSeq, a predicted model, not a curated record
AUGGCUCCCUCCCGCCAGCAGCCGGCCCCGCAGUUCAGCAAGGACGAAAAGGUACUCUGCUUUCACAUGGACAUGCUCUACGAGGCCAAGAUUAUGGACGUGCAACCGGCCGAGAAGCCGGCCGAAGGCUAUCGCUACAAGGUCCACUACAAAGGCUGGAAGAACACCUGGGACGACUGGGUGCUCACCGACAGGAUCCGGCCUUUUGAUGACGAGCACAAGGAGCUCGCCGCCCAGCUGCACGCCCAGCUCAAGAACAGCAUGCAAAAGACGACAAAGCAGCCGAAGAAGCUGGCCAAGAACGGUGGUGAUUCCGCCCGAGGGAGCGAGGAACGAGGCUACGCCGCCGCUCAGGGGGGGCGGAUAGCCCGCAGAGGAAAGGACUGGGAGCUCGAACAGCAGACGUGUGUCAUCGUGGCAGUGGACCGACGGCUAGCCAAGCCGACAGACCCUACGCGAACCUGUUCCCUCCGUCGCGACUCCAGUGGGGUUGCCGUGGCAAGAAGUAUUGGCACGAUAGGGGCAGCUACACGAAAGGGUCUCCCCGUCGGCGUGGCCUUCUGGCUCCUCUUCUUUCUCCUCGGCGCCUUUGCCUCUUUGACUUCACAUCACUUCGAUCUCGUCAUCCGCACCGUCCGCACAUCGGCAGCAUACAUGCGCAUGACAAAGGCAGCGGAGGGUGCUUCCUCGUCCGCCGAGGAGGCACCCCUCUCGAACUCCACGGCGACCAAGUCUCGUGGCGUUGAGAAGGCGGCCGAGCCGGCUAAGGACCGACAAGUCUCCUCGAGGGCGCUGGUGCGCACCACGGGCCUUCUCUAUCAGUUCCCCAGCUCGAAUGCCAGAGGAUGCACGGAAUCGCAUGAAUUCGUUCCAAUGCAGAUCGAGUACCGAGCAAGGCCCAUGAAUUUGCGGUGCUUGAAGGUGAUCCACGAUCACCUCACCCAGCUCCCGCGACAGAACCACAAGUAUCUCGCGUCCAAUGGGAGACUUCUCUUUGAUGACCGAUACUACGGUGACUCCGAGCGCCAUGUUCUCAAGUGCACCAGCAGGUACAAUCAAGUUUUCGCGUACCCUGCCUGGGCCGGCAUGGAGAACCUUUUCUUUGCCUUUGCCGAGGACGCCUUCCACAGCAAACCUAUGAUCAACAUCCCGGUUCCUGACCACGUUCAGGCCAUGUUGGUGGAUGACUGGGAAAACAUCACCAAGAACAAUCAGCUCGUUCCUCUACCACACCCCAAAUCGGUGAAUCGCAUUUUGGAAGAUUUCUUGACUCAUGAGCGUCCCAACCGAGACGAAGGCUCGGCCAGCAUGGACAUCCUAGAGGAAGUCGUUGCGGGCCUUCGAGAGUACUUCGAAAAGGCGCUGAGCAGAAUUCUACUUUAUCGUUUUGAACGGCAUCAGUACAUGGACAUUCGAAAGCUUUGGGACGUAAACAACGACGACAACGCCAAGUACAAGAGCGUCUGUGAUGUCUAUGGAGCCGAGCACUUGGCACGCUUAAUCGUUUCAUUGCCCGAUCUCCUUGCACAAACCAACAUGGACCAACAGUCGGUUUCUCGCCUUCGAGAAGAAAUUGGAAAGUUCACCGUUUGGCUUUCCCGAAAUUGUGAGGUGUACUUUGUCAGCCAGUACGAGACGCCAUCCCAGGAAUACAUCGACAAGGCGAGAAGCUUCUAG